Molecule: messenger RNA, 1294 nt
Organism: Mustela lutreola (European mink)
Lineage: Eukaryota; Metazoa; Chordata; Mammalia; Carnivora; Mustelidae
Gene: CCNH
Product: cyclin H
Exons: 9
Coding region: 180-1166 (328 amino acids)
Biological process (GO): regulation of cyclin-dependent protein serine/threonine kinase activity; DNA-templated transcription; regulation of transcription by RNA polymerase II
Cellular component (GO): transcription factor TFIIK complex; nucleus
Molecular function (GO): cyclin-dependent protein serine/threonine kinase regulator activity
Source: RefSeq, a predicted model, not a curated record
CGCGACUGCGGACGGAAAUAUCACAUGAUCUCAACGUCAACGCGUCCGCGCCGGCCGAAAGCACGCCCUUGGUUUCCGAGGGCUCGCGUUUAUGCCUUAGGUGCCUUUUCCCCCUCACGGUGUUGUGGCGUGUGGGGUCUUUUUUUCCAGACUCCCGGGGCCUGCUCUGGGCUUUCGCGAUGUACCACAACAGUAGCCAGAAGCGGCACUGGACUUUCGCCAGUGAGGAGCAGCUGGCGCGACUGCGGGCGGACGCCAACCGCAAAUUCAAAUGCAAAGCGGUGGCCAACGGGAAGGUUCUUCCAAAUGAUCCAGUCUUUCUUGAGCCUCAUGAAGAAAUGGUGCUUUGCAAAUACUACGAGAAGAGAUUAUUAGAAUUCUGUUCGGUGUUUAAGCCAGCAAUGCCAAGAUCUGUUGUGGGUACAGCUUGUAUGUAUUUCAAGCGUUUCUAUCUUAAUAACUCAGUAAUGGAAUAUCACCCCCGGAUAAUAAUGCUCACUUGUGCAUUUUUGGCCUGCAAAGUAGAUGAAUUCAAUGUAUCUAGUCCACAGUUCGUUGGAAAUCUGCGGGAGAGUCCUCUUGGACAAGAAAAAGCACUUGAACAGAUUUUGGAAUAUGAACUACUACUUAUACAGCAACUUAAUUUCCACCUUAUUGUCCACAAUCCAUAUAGACCGUUUGAGGGCUUUCUCAUUGAUUUAAAGACUCGCUAUCCCAUGAUGGAGAAUCCAGAGAUGUUGAGGAAAACAGCUGAUGACUUUCUUAAUAGAAUUGCAUUGACGGAUGCUUACCUUUUAUACACACCUUCCCAGAUUGCCCUGACUGCCAUUUUAUCUAGUGCCUCUCGAGCAGGAAUUACUAUGGAAAGUUAUUUGUCAGAAAGUCUGAUGCUGAAAGAGAACAGAACUGGCUUGUCACAGUUACUAGAUAUAAUGAAAAGUAUGAGAAACUUGGUAAAAAAAUAUGAGCCACCCAGACCUGAAGAAGUUGCUGUUCUGAAACAGAAGCUGGAAAGAUGUCACUCUGCUGAGCUUGCCCUUAAUGUAAUUACGAAGAAGAGGAAAGGCUAUGAAGAUGAUGAUUAUGUCUCUAAGAAACCCAAACAUGAAGAGGUAUGUUCUCCAAAGGAAGAAUGGACUGACGAUGACCUGGUAGAUUCUCUCUAACCAUUUGAAAUAGACUUUCCAGUGCUAACUAAUCAACAGAAGGAUGAAGCAUCUGGCAUUUAACUUUGUUGAAAAAAGAAAUAAUGUGAAAGCAUCAAAUAUAUUAAACUUUUCUAUUUGUUAUUUAA